Amoebophrya sp. A25 is the source of this 1676-nucleotide messenger RNA. Lineage: Eukaryota; Dinophyceae; Syndiniales; Amoebophryaceae. The record is from the annotation of a GenBank genome assembly.
CUAGUUAUUCGUAAUUUGCUGUACAGCUUGCCCUACUCUUAGAAAGUAGUUAUUACAACAUGAUACUAGGUGUAUCAAGCACCAUGACCAUCUGUUAAGAAAACAUUUGAAUUGGUAUUUCAGUCUCGUUUUUCAGCCCAAAAAGGUAGAAGAUCAGAAAAAAGAUGUCGUUGCAAUCUGCGUCCACUUACAUACACUUGCACGACCGGACAGGGGUCAAGUCCGGUACAUGCUUUAUGAUCCUCCACCUCAAGUAUAUAGACCUUGACCCUAAGAAAAUCAAGCAAGCGAUCCAUCAUCAUACGAAUACAUGAACUUUGAAGCACUUUAGAAGCAGGUCAGCAGACUUGUAAACGUAAACAUCUAGUAUACGACGACCCAUCGAAUGACCAUAAUAAACCAUCAUAGUAUCUAUAUGUCUAUGCACCCACUAGAAGUAGACCUCUCAACUUUUACAGCGGAAAAAUCACACCAAGCAACACCACAGGUCAAACUCUACCACUGCAAGCUGUAAAGUACAUAGAUACUGAUGCGCAAUUGAUGGCCUGGCGGGAAAGGCUAUAUCGGGAACGAAAAGGAAAGAAAAAACAAGUGUGGAGCUAUCUUUUAUGAUAAGCAACAAGAUGUUGAAUGAAGUAGACUGACCAGACAGGAUCCUUCUAGAGUUCUUUUAUGAUAAGCAACAAGAUGUUGAAGGAAGUAGACUGACCAGACAGGAUCCUUCUAGAGUUGUAACGAUACAAAAGACUUCGAUAUAAGGAGUCUUUUGUUCUAGUCUCCACCUCGUACAUGCGUACAAGUUCGCAAGAUCUGGAAUAUGAAUAACACUUUCGGGUGUAGUAGUAUCCCUGGAUUGGGUGUAGUAUCCCUGGAACACCACCUCGUGCUAGGUAAAUGAAUGAAGUAUCCCUGGAUUGGGUGGAGGACUACUCCCACUACUACUACUACUACCACUACUACCACUACUACCACUACUACCACUACUACCACUACUACCACUACUACCACUACUACCACUACUACCACUACUACCACUACUACCACUACUACCACUACUACCACUACUACCACUACUACCACUACUACCACUACUACCACUACUACUACUACCAUGGGGAUUUCUUCGUUCAUUUUCGACCCGAGCGCCCUACGUACCCGAGGACACGGGAGCGAAAGCUAGGGAUCGAGGUAGAGUCUUCUCGACAGUCGGGACAAUAGACGAUUUGCGUCGAAGUCGAAGUCAACCGAGUAAGCAACGGCGGUGAUCAUCUAAGAAGCCUCCUAAUAAGAAAAAGGUGACGAUCAUCAGAUUCCUCUUAGAGGACAACUGUUGAGCACAAGAUGAAGUAUGUACAUGCGAUUCUAUCUCUACUUAUAAUAUUGUAGAGGGUCCCUCGACUCCUGUUCGAUUGUUCUACGGCGCUUUGAUUUGUGUACUACUCAAUGUUGACUCGAAAUUAACAACGCAUAAUCCACCAACAUGACCAUACGAAGAGCUUCUCACAGAGUGCUUGGUAUUCUUUUCUACGUGGCUACGACGGACUGGUGUUAAAUUGAAUAACUUCCCGUUCAAUCUUCACGAUAUUAACACAUUGUUGCCUUGAGGGUAACACUUCUUACCUUGGUACCUCAAUGUUCAUCCGAUCUCCUUCAACGAAAUACAAAGAAUCCUUUCU